Suillus paluster is the source of this 852-nucleotide messenger RNA. RefSeq lists its product as uncharacterized. Lineage: Eukaryota; Fungi; Basidiomycota; Agaricomycetes; Boletales; Suillaceae. The record is from RefSeq and is a predicted model, not a curated record. The transcript is spliced from 16 exons. Bases 1 to 852 code for a protein of 283 amino acids.
AUGAGUCAAGCCACUAUUACUGCUUUGUACCUCGACGCUGGCAUUCAGGCAUCCAAGUACAUCAAUGUCGGAACGUUUGCAGUUUUAAUUUUUGACUACUGCAUUACUCUAGAGGCAGAGUCGCAGUGGGUAUGGCAUCGAAAAUGGACGUUCGUGAGAUUUAUAUUCACUAUAUCGCGAUACCUGCCAUUUGUUGGCAUCGGGAUGACAUUCAUAGCUGCGCUUCGAACACAAUACUAUCCUGGUGAAAGUUGCAUUAGAUUCAGUAAAGCGUCUACUGUGUUGCACAUUAUCUGCAUUCUAGCCGCAGAAGGAUUGCUAAUAACGAGGAUUUACGCUUCCUGGAAAAUUUUUCCCGUAGUUUGUUCCGUCGGCUCUUAUAUCUUCUCGGGCACUUCUCUGGUAGCGAACCUUCCAAACUUUAACACUAACAUACCGAAUCCGGCCAACUGUCUUUUCAUAUCUGGGAGAACCGAUGUCUUCGAGUAUGCUACUUUGAUGCUCUACGAAUUGGUCCUCCUUUGCCUGAUGUCGUUCAUCAGAUCCAGAUGGUACAAAGAUAUUAGUAUUGUCGGAUCGUUGCAAAAAACGUUUUUCGAUGAUUCAGUGAGAUAUAUGAUUUGCAUCAUGAUCAUGACUUCGUUCACUAUCAUUCUGACUAUGAGUCCUCCGAUCACAUGGGUUGCUAUCACAGACUCUCCACAGAUCGUCAUCCACAGCGUCCUCGCCUCUCGGAUACUUUUCAACCUACGAGAAAGUGAAGAACGUUCGCGAAAUCAUACAACACUGGCAGAAAUAUCUGACAUGCAGUGUGAAGAAGGCCAGCUUUCAACAUCGAGGUCUGAGGCUUAA